AUGGCCUUGUUGUUCCUCAGGGACCCAUCUCUGGAUAUGACUAUCUCUCUGAAGAAGUAUCAAGCAAAUGCCAAAACUUGUGAUAUCAUCUUCUCAACUGUCAGUGAUGGUGAGUUCAAUAAGAUUAGCAAUCUUACGGACGCAAAGAAGAUUUGGGAUCUUCUCGUUGAAGUCCAUGAAGGGACAACCACUGUCAAAGAUUCUAGAGUUACUCGCCUCAUCAGUCAGUUUGACCGUGUCAUGCUUGAGCCCAAUGAGACCGUUUCUUCACUCUACGAUCGCAUGAGCACCAUCGUGAACGAGCUGAACACUCUCGAUGAUCACAAUAUCACUGACUUGAUGCAAAACAGAAGGUUUUUUCGAGCUCUCCCCAUGGACUACACUACUGUCUGUGAGCUGAUCAAGCAUAGAGCAGACUUCAAGGAAUUAACUCCCACCUGGGUUCUUGGAAGAAUCGUGUCCUAUGAACUUGACCAAAAAGAGAAGAGAUUGAUCCAUGGUUCGGGAUCCAGUUCGAAGAAGAACAAUGUUGCACUCAAGGCUAAGAAAUCGUCCAAGAAGAUUGUCAGCUCCAGUGAAGAAUCUGAAGAAUCAUCUUCGUCUGAUGAAGAAUCUAAUGACGAGCUUGCUCUUUUUGUGAAGAGGUUCAAUAAGAAGUUUGGAAGUAAGUUUGAAAACAAACUGAAGUAUCAAGGUGAAUCCAGCUCCUCCAAGUUUCGGAAAUCAGCUCAUCGGAAGAAUUCUGAUAUGGCCAAAAGAGCUUGCUUCAACUGUGGCAAGAAAGGCCACUUCAUUGCUGAGUGCCCCGAGAAAGCUGAUGAAGACAAGGAGAAGAAAAGCUUCAAGAAGCACUCUCACAGGAAGAACCAUGAUCGUCACAAGAAGAAGGAUUGGAAAAAGGACUCCGCUCACAAGAAGAAGGAUUCAUCAGAAGAUGACUCCGGAGACGAUUGUUCCUCACUAUCAUGCUUCAUGGCAAAAUCCUCUAAGUUCAUCAUUGAGAAGCAAGAAGACCUGCUUAUCACUGAGAUCAAGAAGAACACUAACAUGGCUAAUGAACUCAAAAGGCUCAAAUCUAAGUUUCGGGCCAUGGAAAAGGUUCAUAAGGAUCUGAAGAAAACUCAUGCUGAGAUUAGUCUUAACUAUGUUUCGAUUAAACUCGAGCAUGAAAAUUUGAAGAUUUCUCAUGAGGACAUCCAAACUGAGAAUCUUGAUCUCAAUGCUAAGCUAGUUGACUUACCUCAACACGGUGAUUCCUCUGAAGUAUGCCCUAAAUGCAAUUCUUCAGUGAACAACAUUCCUCAAAUCACCACUUCACAUGCUGUGACUCAAACUGAUUUCCCUGAUUCAUCCGAUAUUGCUUCUAGCUUUACUACUAUUGGUGAAUCUUGCUCUGUUGUCACUAACCCUUCACCUAGUGAUCUUUCACUGGCUGAAGAAAAUGCUAAGUUGAAGAUGCAGAUUGAGGCUGGUAUCCUCAAGUGUCACCAAGGGACUGAAACCUUGAACCAGAUUCUUGGUCUUCAAAUUCCUCGCCGACGCAAGGAUGGUAUCGGUUUUGAGAGGAAGUACAAUGUUAAUGGUGAUGCUUGA
Molecule: messenger RNA, 1593 nt
Organism: Brachypodium distachyon (stiff brome)
Lineage: Eukaryota; Viridiplantae; Streptophyta; Magnoliopsida; Poales; Poaceae
Exons: 3
Coding region: 1-1593 (530 amino acids)
Molecular function (GO): zinc ion binding; nucleic acid binding
Source: RefSeq, a predicted model, not a curated record